Messenger RNA from Thermothelomyces thermophilus ATCC 42464, 1251 nucleotides. RefSeq lists its product as uncharacterized. Gene Ontology annotation, biological process: endosome transport via multivesicular body sorting pathway; late endosome to vacuole transport; protein transport. NCBI's taxonomy places the organism in Eukaryota, Fungi, Ascomycota, Sordariomycetes, Sordariales, Chaetomiaceae. Bases 185 to 940 code for a protein of 251 amino acids. Gene Ontology annotation, cellular component: multivesicular body; ESCRT III complex. The transcript is spliced from 2 exons. The record is from RefSeq and is a predicted model, not a curated record.
GACAGACGAACCGCCCGACCGCGGUAACGCUUUCCACGGCCGCUGGCAACCACCCGGGAAUUGCGUUUCCGGGCAAUCACCCUCGGAUAACUUUUCUCCUUUCAUUUUUUUUCCCUUUCUUUCUUCCUUUUCUUCCGAUUUUCCAGGCGUUGGUCCCCGCCUUGCAGCGGCCGCAGCAGCAGCCAUGGAGACGCUCCGAAACAUGUUUUCGAAGCCGGACCCUCAGGCCCAGUACCGCAAAUGUAACGCCCUCCUCCGAGCCAACAUGCGCAAGCUGGACCGCGACAUCGCGGCGCUCAAGCAGACCGAGAUCAAGACCAAGAACCUCAUCAUCGCGGCCAACAAGCGGGCUCAGCGGGGCGACCCGUCGCGGCAGCGGCAGGCGCAGCGCGAGGUGCGCGACUUCGCGCGCGAGCUGAUCCGCACGCGCAAGGCGAGCGACCGGCUGGUGACGGGGCGCGCCCAGCUCGCGAGCGUGCAGAUGCAGGUCAGCGAGGCGUUCGCGCUGCGCCGCAUCGAGGGCAGCAUCCGGGCCGGCGUCGGCAUCAUGAAGGACGUCAACGCGCUCGUCCGCCUGCCCCAGUUCGCCCAGGCCAUGCAGGAGCUCAGCGUCGAGCUCGUCAAGGCCGGCAUCAUCGAGGAGAUGGUCGGCGACGUCCUGCCCGAGGACGCCGACGCCCUCGCCGCCGACCUGGAGGAGGACGAGGAGGCCGAGGGCGAGAUCGACAAGGUCCUCGGCGAGAUCCUCAAGGACCGCUUGGUCACCGCCGGCACCCUGCCCAGCGUGCCCCCGCCACAGAAGCAGGUGCCCGCUCAGCAACAGCCCCUCCAGCAACAGCAGCAGCAGCAGAAGCAGCAGGUGGAAGAGGAGGAAGACGAGGAAGAUACGGAGGCCAUGAUGGACCAGAUGAGGAACCGGCUGGAGGCUCUGAGGAGUUGAAGUCGCUUGUGAACGCACGCGUUAGAUCCGGGGCCGUCGUGUCAUCGCUGAGGCUUUUGUUGUCGCUGUUUAUGGUGAUGGUGGUGAUGGAGCUUGUCGUCUUCUUCGUGCUCGGCGGGAUGUUGGCGGGCGCUAGGCGCUGGAUAUCGGGGAACCGCGGCGUUUUGGGCGUUUGGGUCAGACCACUUUGCUUGCUAUCGGUUUGGCACGUUUCUACGUCAUGUCUGGGACUUUACAUAUGCGUACUCGUCCGUCUCAUGGGGCAUACAGAUGGCCUCCUGAAAUAACAUGGGGUCGUUGCAGCUGGCCGU